UUCUUUUUUAGUAAGAAACUACAAUGGCUUUAAAACGUAUCAACAAAGAACUCAAAGAUCUCGAACGUGACCCACCUUCUUCUUGUUCAGCAGGUCCUAUUGGCGAUGACAUGUUUCAUUGGCAAGCAACUAUUAUGGGUCCCGAAGAUAGUCCUUACCAAGGCGGUGUCUUUUUCUUGUCUAUUCAUUUCCCUACUGAUUACCCCUUUAAACCACCAAAGAUUAACUUUACCACUAAAAUCUAUCACCCUAAUAUCAACAGUAAUGGCUCUAUUUGUCUUGACAUCCUGAAGGAUCAAUGGUCUCCUGCUCUUACUAUUUCCAAGGUGCUCUUGUCUGUCUGUUCUUUGCUUACUGACCCCAAUCCUGAUGACCCACUUGUGCCUGAACUUGCUCAUAUCUAUAAAACGGAUCGUUCUCGUUAUGAAUCCACAGCAAGAGAUUGGACCAGAAAAUAUGCCAUGUAAAAUAAGAUGGUGUGUUUCUUUUUAUAUAUACAUAAAAUUUUAUUUUAAAAGAAAGC
This is a messenger RNA of Gilbertella persicaria, 523 nucleotides long. Its product is annotated as ubiquitin-conjugating enzyme/RWD-like protein. Gene Ontology annotation, biological process: protein polyubiquitination. The coding region runs from base 24 to 467 and encodes 147 amino acids. The record is from RefSeq and is a predicted model, not a curated record. The transcript has 7 exons. Gene Ontology annotation, molecular function: ubiquitin conjugating enzyme activity. Lineage: Eukaryota; Fungi; Mucoromycota; Mucoromycetes; Mucorales; Choanephoraceae. Gene Ontology annotation, cellular component: nucleus.